CGGGGGGCCGGCCGGUCACUGUGGCCUGGAGCAGCCUCGUCGCGCGGCGCGGCACUCCUGGGGCAGCGACGGGCCGCGGCGCUCAGCCUGCUGGUGAGCUGCGGCGGGCACACCCCGGCGCGGCGGCGACAGCGGACAGGUUCGAGUGGGGGCAGGGGCGGGCGCGGGAGCAGUCCGGGGCUAGAGAGGGAGCCCGAGCCCCGUCAUCUCCAGCCAUGUCGGACGAGGCGUCGGCCACCACUUCGUACGAGAAGUUUCUGACUCCCGAGGAACCCUUUCCGUUUUUGGGACCCCCUCGCGGAGUGGGCACCUGCCCGAGCGAGGAGCCGGGCUGCCUGGACAUCAGUGACUUUGGCUGCCAGCUGUCCUCUUGCCAUCGCACCGACCCGCUCCACCGCUUCCACACCAACAGGUGGAACUUAACUUCUUGUGGAACAAGCGUUGCCAGCUCAGAAUGCAGUGAGGAGCUGUUUUCAUCAGUUUCUGUUGGAGAUCAAGAUGAUUGCUAUUCCCUGUUAGAUGAUCAAGACUUCACUUCUUUUGAUUUAUUCCCUGAGGGGAGUGUCUGCAGUGAUGUGUCUUCUUCUAUUAGCACAUACUGGGAUUGGUCGGAUAGCGAGUUUGAAUGGCAGUUACCGGGCAGUGACAUUGCCAGUGGGAGUGACGUGCUUUCUGAUGUUAUACCCAGUAUUCCAAGUUCACCUUGCUUGCUUCCUAAAAAGAAAAACAAGCACCGGAAUUUAGAUGAACUUCCUUGGAGUGCAAUGACAAAUGAUGAACAGGUGGAAUAUAUUGAGUAUCUGAGUCGUAAAGUCAGUACUGAGAUGGGUCUUCGGGAGCAACUUGACAUUAUUAAAAUAAUUGAUCCUUCUGCUCAAAUCUCCCCUACAGAUAGUGAGUUUAUUAUUGAACUUAACUGUCUCACAGAUGAAAAACUGAAGCAGGUCAGAAACUAUAUCAAGGAGCAUAGUCCUCGCCAGCGGCCUGCAAGAGAGGCCUGGAAGAGAAGCAACUUCAGUUGUGCCAGCACCAGUGGCGUGAGCGGUGCCAGUGCCAGCAGCAGCAGUGCCAGCAUGGUCAGUUCUGCAAGCAGCAGUGGGUCCAGUGUUGGAAACUCUGCUUCAAACUCCAGUGCCAACAUGAGUCGAGCACACAGUGACAGCAACCUUUCUGCAAGUGCAGCAGAGCGGAUUCGGGAUUCCAAAAAGCGAUCCAAGCAGCGGAAGUUGCAGCAGAAGGCCUUACGCAAGAGGCAGCUGAAAGAGCAGAGGCAGGCUCGGAAGGAGCGGCUCAGUGGGCUCUUCCUGAAUGAAGAAGUGUUGUCCUUGAAAGUGACGGAGGAAGACCACGAAGCAGAUGUAGAUGUCUUGAUGUAAUAAGGAUGAGAGAAGUUUGAGGCCAAGAGAGGUAAAGUGCUUCGUCCAGGUCCUAUGACUGAAUAAUGACAAAUUCAGGACUAGAAUCCAAGUCCCUUGAGCUGUGAACUCGUGCUGUUUCCACUGUAUCACACUGUUUUAUCUCAUGCUCCUAUUUUUCGCGGUGGUUAUAACAAAACCUUAAGAUUUUGUUAUAGAGCAGUGAUUAAAGUGUGGACUCCACACCCGCAAAACCAGCGUUCCCUGAGAACUUGUAAGAGGUGCAAAUUCUCAGGCCCCACUCCAGACCUACCAAAUCAGAAACUCGGGGGGUGGGAGGAUAGAGCAACCUGUUUUAACGAACGCCUCAAAGGAUAAUGAUACACGUUUAAGUGUGAGAGCCACUAGUAUAGAGUAAGGAUUCUCGGGCUGAGCAUCAGAAUCAUCUGGGGAACUUUUAGAAGAUAAUGGUGCCUAACCACCACCACCCUCCCUAACCGAGACAGAUUAAAUUAGAAUCUCAACAAUGAGGCCUGGGCAUCUAUUGUUUUAUGAUCAACAUUUUAUUUUGUAAUUUAUCUUAGAGAAAAGUUGUAUAGUACAGAGUUCCUGCAUACCUGUUACCCUGUCCCCUAAAGUUAACAUCUUACAUAACUUGGAGCAUUUGUGAAAACUAAGAUAUUAGCAUUGGUACAUUAUUGUGAACUAAACUACAGCCUUUAUUCACAUUUCACUUGUUUUUCCACUAAUGUUCUUUUUCUAUUCCAGAAUCCAAUCCAGGAUCCCUCAUUGCAUUUAAUCAGCAUGUUUCCUUAGCCUUCUCUGGUCUGUGACAGUUUCUGACUUGUUUUUCAUAAUCUUGACAAAUAUGAGAAGAAUUGGUCAGUUUGUAGAAUGCCAUCCCUCAGUUUGGGUUUCUCUGAUGUUUUCUUCGUGAUUAGACCGGGGUUUGGGGAUGCGGGGAGGAUUUCCACAAAGGUGAGGUGCCAUUCUCACCACAUCAUCCUAAAGGGUGCGCACCAUCAACAUGACUUAACACUAGGCAUGCUAACUGACCACCUGGCUGUGCUGGCGCUCGCCAGGCUCUUCCUUGCAAAGCUAUUGUCUUUCCCUUUCCAUACUCUGUUCCUUGGAAGCAAGUCCAGCCCACACUCAAGGAGGAGAGGGGUAAUAGGCUCCACCUCCUAGAGAGUGAAGCAUCUACAUUUAUUAUUGGGAAUUCUCUAUGGAAGAAUUCCCUCUUCUCCGUUUAUUCAAUCAUUUUUAUCAGUAUGCAUUCAUGGGUAUUUAUACUUUGGGUUAUAAUGUAAUGCUAUGUUAUUUAUUCUGUACAAAUUUUUCUGCUUUGGACACUGGGAACCCUUAGAAGUUGGCUGUGGUGUCCCCUUGACCUACCUCUAUUCUUUUGUAUUUUGAGCACUUUGUUUUCUGGCACUACACAAUGCUCCAGCACUGGAAUCAGGAUUUCUACAAGGAGCUGGGCACCUCUUUUUAAAAGCUGCUCUGGUGGUUCUACUGCAGAGUAAGUGUGGAAACCACUGAUACUGAGAAUGAACCACAUUCUUCUGUAAAUCUCCUAAUGCCACCAUCAGACCAAAUCCUAUCUUGCAUCCUCAAAAAUUGUAGUCAUCUUUGAUUCAGUCUUCUCCCUCCUCUUUCUUUCAUGGUCAGUCUUUUCACCAAAGCUGUUUUCUCCUGCUUGACAUCCAGAGCAGCACUUUAAAAACUUUAAUGUGUAAUACGUAGAAUCUUGUUAAAAUGCAGACUCUGAUUCAGUAGGUCUGGGGUCGGAGUCUGAGAUUCUUAGUUUGAAUCAGGUAUGUGGGAGAUCUGAAUGCUGCUGAUCCAUGCACUGCAUUUUGAGUAGUGAGGGUCAGAACAAAGUCCAGACAAUUUAGGACAUUUCAAGAGCCCCCAGGUCUGGUGGGCCCCAGUCUACUUUCCAGUUUUAUCUUCUAUGCAUUUCUUUAUUUACCCUACACUCAAACCAACCAGUCUAUUCCAUAUUUGUAGUAUUCACCUGAUGUGGCCCCCAAGGAUCGUGGCGAUUCACGCCUUUCUAUAAUCCCCUUCCUUUGGAUAUAGGCUGGUAGGUUGGGCCUUGUGACUUGCUUGUAACUGACAGAAUCCAGCAAAAGUCAUGGGAUGUCACUUCUGUCAUUAAAUUACAAAAGACUGUGACGGCUGUCUGGUUUGUACUCUCGUCUUCUCAGUUGCCCAAUCUGAUGAAGUAAGCUGCCAUGCUGUGACAUGUUCUGUGGAGAGGCCCACGUGGCAGGGAACCGAGGGACUGAGGCCUUGAGGAUAAUAUAACAGCCCAUGAGGAACUGAAUCCUGCCAACAUUCAUGAGUGAGCUAGGAAGUGGAUCCUUCCCAGUGGAGCCUUGAGGUGACGGCGGCCUAGUGAGAGACCCUGAGCUCAAGUACCCAUCUAAGGCACAUCCAGGUUCCUGAGCCACAGAAACCGUGAGAUAAAUGUGUAUUGUUUUAAGGUGUAAAUUUUGGGGUAAUUUGUUAUGCAGCAAUAGAUAAUACGUUAUUUACUAAAUAUACCAUGAAAUGACUUCCUGUUACAUUGUUCUCAUCCUGCAAAAGAAAACUCAGAUGCUGCUUCCUCACUUAUUCAACAAUAUUUGCUGGACGCCUACUACAUGUGAGGCACUGUGUUAAAUACUAGGGUUAAGUGGUAAAGAAACAGGCACAGUCUGCCCUCACACAGCUUACAUUCUUUUGUAUUGGUUUUCAAAGUUUCACAAAAGAGGGACCCAGGAUACAUUUCAUUAAAGGAAAGCAAUUUUUAAUGCCAAGGAAAUAAUAUAAAGAAGCUAUAUGAAAAACUUCAGUAAAAACUUCAUUAUGGACUAGCAUAGGUUGCAUUUAGGCAUUUCAGAAGUCCUAAUUCUGGUGCGUGUUAAGGCAACCCUAAUUCCCCUCUGUUGGGGUAUAUUACUUUUUCUAGGCACUACUAAAAUGUUUAUUGUACAUUUACAUAGCUAGUAUGCCAUUCUGCCUUCCCCACUAGUCCUCAUUUUCAUUUUUAUAUCCCCAUGGUUCUUUGCACAUGUGUAAAGAACUUGCUAAUGUAAUAUUAAUUAUAACUUUGUUAAUCUGAGAUUAAUGGAGAUUUUAAUUCCAGUAGAGUUACUUUAAAAAAAUCUAAGUACCAUCGUUCUGCAUUUUCUCCUGUUUUAAGAGAGUAUUUAUUGAAAGCAUGAAUAUUGUUUGUUUCUUUGUAAAUCCCUGUUCCUUGCAAAAUGAUUUAGGUCAUGAUAAUGCUACUUAUUAAGGUUACAAGUUCCAGUGAUUGCAAAAUGAAGCCAAAUCCAUUUACAAAAUGAUGAAAUGAAGAUAAUUUUUUAAAUUUAAUUAAAUCUAUUGAGAUUACAUUGGUUAAUAAGUUUCAGGCAUACAAUUCUAUAAUACAACAUCUGUAUGUUGUGUGCCUACCACCUAGAGUCUAGUUUCCUUCUAUGUAUGUGACCCUCUUUACCCUCUUCAUCCUCCCCCUUCCCCGCUUCCCCUUGGGUAACCACCAUUCUGUUGUAGGUAUCUAUGAGUUUGUUUUUUGUUCGUUUGUUGCUUUCUGUUUUAUAUCCCACAUAUGAGUGAAAUCAUAUGGUUGGUUCUUGUCCUUUUACAUCUGACUAACUUCACUUAGCAUGAUACUCUCAAGAUCCAUCCAUGUUGCCACAAAUGGCAAUAUUUCAUCUUUUUAUGGCUGAGGAGUAUUCCAUUGUAUAUAUGUACCACAUCUUUUUUUAUUCAAUC
Messenger RNA from Rhinolophus ferrumequinum (greater horseshoe bat), 5123 nucleotides. It is a transcript of the gene FAM199X, whose product is annotated as family with sequence similarity 199, X-linked. The transcript has 7 exons. NCBI's taxonomy places the organism in Eukaryota, Metazoa, Chordata, Mammalia, Chiroptera, Rhinolophidae. Bases 216 to 1376 code for a protein of 386 amino acids. The record is from RefSeq and is a predicted model, not a curated record.